AACAAAUUUUUGUACAAGCAGGAAAACUUUUGCUCUGAGAAGCUAACUGUGAUUAAUGAUAUUUUCCACCUGGAAAAUGCUCAGAUUCUCUGCCAUUGUGGACACAACAUGACAAGAGACUAAUCUAAGAACAAAAUUAAGUCUAUGAUGUCUUAAGAACACAGGAGCGGCCCCUAUCCUGAUCUGGUGCACCUGCUGGCCGAGCAGGAGGACAUGAACGUCAUCGUGAUGGACUGGAACAAGGGGGCGGCAAACCUCAACUACUUCACUGCUGUGACGUACACGAGGGAGGCGGCACACAACCUGACAGGAUUCAUCUUUAUCUCACUGUCAGGAGGAGAGUGGGGACGACGAGCUCUGCGAUAACUUCACCGAUCUCAACCUGUCGCACUGCUUCAUGGGAACCAGCCUGUACGUACGUCUGCUGCUCUACACCCGCUCCAACCUGGACUGCGGCCGCGAGGUCAACCAUCACAACCUCUCCUCACAGCCGCUCUUCAACCUCUCCCGCCCCACCACCUUUGUCAUCCACGGCUACAGGCCCACAGGAGCUCCCCCUAUCUGGAUCGACCACCUGGUGCACCUGCUGGCCGAGCAGGAGGACAUGAACAUCAUCGUGAUGGACUGGAACAAGGGGGCGGCAAACCUCAACUACUUCACUGCUGUGACAUACACGAGGGAGGCGGCAAACAACCUGACAGGAUUCAUCCUGACCAUGGAGGAGGAAGGAGCCUCUCUGAGUUCAGUCCACCUGAUCGGCGUCAGUCUGGGAGCUCACCUUGCAGGAUUUGUGGGUGCAAACCUGCAGGGAAAGAUCGGACGCAUCACAGGUUUGGACCCGGCCGGGCCGAUGUUCACCAGCGCCACAGCAGACGAGCGGCUGGACCCAACGGAUGCCAUGUUUGUGGACGUCCUUCACACUGACAUGAACUCGUUUGGACUGAAUGGAGCUCAUGGUCACAUCGACUUCUACGCCAACGGUGGAGCCGAUCAACCCGGGUGUCCAAAAACCAUCUUUGCAGGUAAAUCAUACUUUGUGUGUGACCACCAGCGCUCAGUGUUUCUGUACCUGUGUGCUCUGAAUGGAACUUGCAGCCUCAGUGCUCAGCCCUGCUCCUCCUACAGCGACUUCCUGGAUGGCAGGUGUUUGACGUGUGAGGCCUUCAAACCUGCGCCCUGUCCUCUGCUUGGUUAUGACCUGAAUCAGUGGAGAGAAACUCUGCUGAGACUCGGACAAACCAAAGUGUUCUUCAGCACCACGGCGACGCUGCCGUACAGGAAGCUGAGCUAUAGAGUGGACAUGGUCACGUGGAACCAGUACCUGCGGUGGAGUGUCAUCUAUAUCAAACUACACAGCGGCAAAAACUUCACUGAGGCUCGAAUUGACCAUAAACUCUUCCGCUUGGAGCAGUACACGUCCACGCGUCUGCUCGCUCAGUUCAACGACGACCUGCAAAGCAUCCAGAAGAUCACGCUGCGCAUCAACACUGGCAACGUCAUCGGCCCUCGCUACAAAAUCAGACUUCUGAGGAUUCGCUUCACGCCACUGGAACGUCCUGAGAGGCCUCUGCUGUGCCGCUUUGACAUCAUGAUGGAGGAGAACAGGGAGGUGACCUUUCGACCUCUGCCCUGCAACUCUCACCUCUGACUCGAGAACAACACAAGCUCCUCCUCUUGUUGGGGGGGGUUGAACACUCCAGGGGAAUCAUGUGACUUUUUUGAGAAGUUACAACAUUUUUGAACAGUUGACAUGACUUUUUGAACAGUCAGUAUUUUCUGAGCACUAAUGAGUUGUUCUUUUUACAUUUACAUGACGUCACGUGACCUUAAGUGCAAUUACAUGACUGAGCAGUCAUGUGACUUUUGUGAGCAGUAACACUGUAGUUUUAGCUGCAUUACAUGUUAGGACAUCAACUGUAUUCUCUGAUUAGUCAAGCGACUUUCCUGAGCAAUUACACAACCUUUCUGAGCAAUAACAGUAUUUUUUGAGUAGUUACUUUAUGCGGCAGCGGCAGAGUCUGGAGACACCUCGUCUCUGUGUCCCACGAUGGGACGACAUGGGUGGGACAGGAGGAGCCUCUGUGUCCUCAGUGGACAUGGAAGACGAUGCGACGUGAAGCUGUGCAGGUUAUUGAAGCACGAGUGAAGUUGAAGACACAUCCACUUACAUUUAUAUUAAAAA
Messenger RNA from Solea senegalensis (Senegalese sole), 2182 nucleotides. RefSeq names its product lipase, member Ib (gene lipib). NCBI's taxonomy places the organism in Eukaryota, Metazoa, Chordata, Actinopteri, Pleuronectiformes, Soleidae. Gene Ontology annotation, molecular function: lipase activity; carboxylic ester hydrolase activity. The transcript has 10 exons. Gene Ontology annotation, biological process: lipid metabolic process. The record is from RefSeq and is a predicted model, not a curated record. Bases 398 to 1648 code for a protein of 416 amino acids.